CUGUCCGUCAGCGCUUAUUCCUGACACACUGAUGGGAUGCUGACGGCGUAGGGCGGGCGCAGCUAAGAAAAUUAUAAGGUCAUUUGAAUUACGCUUGCUAGCGAGCUUAUCGGCUACAAUGAACCCUGAAAUUAUAUCAGUGAUUGUGACAAUGAACGGAUGAUGAUCACAGGGUCAAAGUCGAAGCGCGCAGCCAGGUGAAUUUGACAGCCGACCCACCGGAGGAGAGGAGCAGCAGCAGCCCGUUGUGGCAUUAACAACAGGAGGGGAUCCCGGUGCGUGUGUCGGUCUCUCGGUGCGUUUCUGUGAGCCUCUGUCAAGCCAAGUCGAGCGGCGGUGUGGAACGGAGGGGGCGACCAGGCUAGCCUGUAAGCCGAUCAAAGCGGAAUCGCACACAACGAGUUUCACGUCUAGGAUUUUCUGCGCACCUACAUGCUGUGACGGUGUGAACAAGGUGCAAGGAUGAUGCGUCUGGCGUGUUGUACGGCUCUGCUGUUUGUAUUGAGGCUGCUGAUUGGCUUGCCUUGGUACCAGGUCCUCCCAGCCAUCCUGAUCUUCUACCUGGGAAGCGGAGGAUGGAGCUCUCUGCGGAUCUUUGUCAAAACAGUCGGCAGAGACUUACAUGCGGCACAUGUGUUAUUGCGGGUGAAGAUGAAUGUCAGACGCCACCUGAAAGAGAAGAACACAGUUCCCAAGAUCUUUGCAGAAACAGUGCGGCGCUACGGGGACAAAACAGCGCUGAUAUUCGAGGGGACUGGGGAGAGGUGGACCUUUCGACAGCUGGAUGAAUACUCCAACAGAGUGGCUAACCUGCUGCUGGAACGGGGUUUCAAGGACGGUGAUGUGGUGGCCCUUUUCAUGGAGAACAGGUCCCAGUAUGUGGGCCUCUGGCUCGGCAUGGCUAAGAUUGGAGUAGAGGCCGCACUAAUCAACUUCAACUUGAGACUAGAGGCCUUGGUGCACUGUGUCACCAUCUCCAAUGCCAAGGCUGUGGUAUUUGGCUCGGAGCUGGCUGAUGCGGUGUGUGAGAUCCACAGUUCAAUGGGGAAGGCAGUGCAGAUGUUUUGCUCUGGAGACUGGGAUCCCAAACGAGUCCCACAGGGAACAGAGUGCCUAGAGCCCCUGGUGGCUGCUGCCCCGUCUCACCUGCCAAGGCUGCCUCAACACGCCUUCACAGAUCGCCUCUUUUACAUCUACACGUCAGGAACCACUGGGAUGCCUAAAGCUGCUAUUGUUGUGCACAGCAGGUACUACCGCAUGGCAGCCUUGGUAUAUUAUGGCUUUAGGAUGAAGUCAGAUGAUGUCUUGUAUGAUUGCCUUCCGCUCUACCACUCUGCAGGUAACAUCGUGGGAGUGGGCCAGUGUAUAAUACACGGCAUGACUGUAGUCAUCAGAAAGAAGUUCUCUGCAUCGCGUUUCUGGGACGACUGCGUUAAAUACAACUGCACUAUUGUGCAGUACAUUGGUGAGAUCUGCAGGUACCUGCUGAACCAGCCAAUUCGGGACAUGGAGCGUCAACAUCGGGUGCGCAUGGCACUGGGCAACGGUCUGCGCCAGUCCAUAUGGGAGGAGUUCAUGAACCGCUUUAAUAUUCCUCAGAUCGCAGAGUUCUACGGAGCCACAGAGUGUAACUGCAGCCUGGGCAACUUUGAUAACAAGAUUGGAGCAUGUGGCUUCAACAGUCAGAUUCUACCCUUCAUCUACCCCAUCAGACUGGUGAGGGUCGAUGAAGAGACCAUGGAGCUCAUUAGGGGACCUGAUGGCGUCUGUAUUCCCUGUAAACCUGGCGAGCCUGGCCAACUAGUUGGCAGGAUCAUUCAGAACGACCCUCUUCGGAGGUUUGACGGUUAUGUCAACCAAUCGGCGACCAGCAAGAAGAUUGCUCAUAGUGUCUUCAAGAAGGGAGACAAUGCCUAUCUCUCUGGUGACGUGUUGAUCAUGGAUGAGUAUGGACACAUGUACUUCAAGGACCGCACAGGAGACACUUUCCGCUGGAAAGGAGAGAACGUCUCAACAACCGAGGUGGAGGGGACUCUCAGCAGGCUGCUAGACAUGAAAGAUGUAGUUGUCUAUGGAGUAGAAGUACCAGGAGCAGAAGGAAAGGCUGGAAUGGCAGCCAUUGCUGAUCCAUCUCACUCCACUGACCUGGAGAAGUUUGUGAAGGACAUGGAGAAGGCGCUCCCUCCAUAUGCUAGACCUGUGUUCCUUCGCUUCCUUCCAGAGGUCAACAAGACCGGCACAUUUAAGUUUCAGAAGACGGAGUUGCGUCGGGACGGCUUCGACCCCAGUGUGGUGUCAGACAGACUGUACUUCCUGGAUUCCAGCAGAGGGCGCUAUAUGCAGCUGGACGAGGAGUUUUACCGCUCCAUACUGUCAGGGAAGCACAAAUUGUGAUGACCAGGCUGACCACUACAUGCACACAUAAACACACAUUCACAUUCAUACGCGCACACACACAUGGAAAAGAAGAUAAAAUUGUGUGACCAGGAUAGCAGAAUGCAGGACCUGCUUCCCAUAGACAUAAAUGCAUAUAAAGUAAUAGCCAUACACACACCAUGAACCCAGAUUCCAAUGCCAACACAAUUACACAUAUAACCACAUACAUAUUGUAUUCACAAAACCACUUUGCUCUUUAAAAUCCCAAAAAACAAGACUUAUGCACGGCAAACACACACACACACACACACAGCACCAUUCAUCCAUCCCUCCUGCAAUCUCCCCGGCAACUCCUCUCGCUACCUCAGCAAACACAGAGAGAGGCACAAACCUAGUAACCAGGUCUAUAUGGUAACUUGAAACAUCACAACACAAUCCCUACCAGUCAGUACCAGACUCUCAAACAUCUCCGCCUAACCAUCCUGGUCCAUCAAACCAGAUGUGUUGUUGGGGGACACAAGUAGAAGGGAUGCAGCAGAAUGCAAAGACUUAAAAACGACAGGUAAACACAGACUUACAGGAUGCUCAGGAGGAGCACUGAUUCAGUACAAAAAGCGUGUUGGACGACGAAGGGACUGUGAGGACCUAAACUGUCUCCGGGUUCGUUAUUUUGUCAACGUGAUUGCUUUGUGAAAGACUUCAGCUCAUACCGUCAUCAUCACCUGCACAGUUACCCAGCAGUGACAAACCUGUGUGACAGCUACAGCUUUUCUCUACCACAUCUCUUUGAGAUUGACUCCCUCUCUGGUCACCUUGUCUUUGUUUCCAACCUUGCUCUAUAGAGCUCAAGAUAAAAAUGAGGAAAUACAUAAAGGUUUUUUUUUUUGUUUUUUUUUUUAAAUUCGAAAAGGGAACGUCGUAAAUAUGUGAGGGAUUUUAGAAAGCCUUUGACAUGUAAUCCACCAUCACAGAGGUUAACUUAGACCAGUGGUUGAAGCUGAAAGAUUCACUGAAGUGCAAUAGGGCUCCAGCUUUGCAGUGCAAUAAUCAGCCGCACCACGUGACUGCUGAUAUAAAAAGCUUUGUAUUUAGUCUGCAUCACACCAAAUAUAAUUAAGUUGUAUUGUAUUUUUUUUUUUUUUUUACAUAUUUAAGAAAAUUUUAGCAAUUCAUAUUGUGCAAACUUUCUCUUUUGUUAGAGUAUAAUAUAUCGGGUUUUUGCUUUAUGUGUAUCCAAAUAUGUGCUUCAGUAACUUUCGGAGUCCUCAAAAACAAAGCUGCUGUAUACAUUUUAUAUCAGCUGCUGGAGCACCAAGUCAAGUGAUCUAACUGAUUCAACCUUGGGCUAAAUGUAGGGGGUAUUUCCACCAACAGAAGUUGUCCACAUACUGACAUGCAGGGUGUUUGUGUGGCUGUAUUGUCCUGAAAGGUAGACUUUGCCUGUUGUAGGGUGUGUGUGUGUGUGUGUGUGUGUAUAUAUUCUAGUGAAACAUAUGAAGAGGACUUGACUGAAGAAAGAGAAGCACCGAACUGCCCGAUCGGGUGUGGACUCAUGUUUCCAACAAUAUUUUGGUGCUAAAGAGGGAUGUUCUGUCAGAUUCAUGAUAACCAAAAGAUCCAAAGAUUCAAAGGUGGGAGUAGGGACAUUAUUGUGGAGGGCAAGCGCAGAAAUAGAGCAGCAGAAGAAGAGGAAAUCAAAUGCUUUGUCAUUUAUGUUUUGUUUGUUGCUUGCAGUAGCUGUCAUCAGAGAUUGUAGCAGCAUGAAUGAGCAUCAUCAAACACAAGCAGAGCACUGUGCCUUACUGUGAGUUCACCUCCCAGAUUCACAGGCCCUGGCCCACACAUAGUGUCUCAUGUUGUUCCUUAUGUUGGACUCUUUUACCUUCACUUAACUUCUGUCUACCAUAAUCUUAUUUAGCUGUUCCCUGUUGUAGUAGCCUGACAAGUUGGACCAAAUCUGAAAAUGAUCUACAUCCACAGCAGCCCAGUGACCGGCCCCUUCAUUUUGCCAGGUGCAGGGGGAGCUUGUGUUGGUGUCUCACUGGGCAAGAGUCCAUAAUUUUUUGACACUGCUGUCUUAUGAUAUCUGAGGACUCUAUCCUCCUUACUUCCUCUUCUAUGAAUCUCUUCUGGUCUUUCCUUAGUCUGAACUGUAAGCUUACUUUGUCUCCUAGCAGUCUUACUUGUUUAUUUCUUUGGUGGUUCUCCCAAGUUCAGUUUGCUCAGCACCUUUACACCAAGCCUUUAUGAACACUCUGCCAAGCUCCCCAGUCCUUUCCAUUAGUCUGUGUCCAUCCUCUUCCCUCUUCCCCCUCUCUGUCUGUGGCCCUCCAUCCCUUUGAGCUGGCCCCUCGUCCUCGCACCGGAGCCUCUUUCUCUGCCAUGUCUGCAUCAUCUUGCUGUGCUUAUGUUGAUUCAGACAAUGGUGUAAACCAUUUGAAUGCGUUUCAGAUUGGAGUUCAUUCGGUGGUUUCUUCAGGAGGUGUGGUGACAUAAAGCUCCAACUACAAACUGAAAACUUUUCAGAUAUCCUUUGCCGAUGUGUGUUGUGCGUGUAGUCUGUCAUUACCUUGUGACUCUUUGUCUUACCUUUGCAACUGACCACUUGCUGAGUCACCUACGGCACAGCCAGGCUGGCCGUCAUCAACAGUGGUUGUGUAACGAGUCAUGUGAGGACUGGCUGUAGUGCAGAGGACUUAAUAUUCUUCAGUCUUCAGUCGGCUGCUUUGUUGUCUGCAGACUGUUUUCAGUACGUUGUUCUUUAGUCGUCAAGGUUGACCUUGACAGCUGCAGUCUGCUGACAGUGAUUGUCAAAGUCUUCUCCCUGUUAGGGGAGACCAACAAAACCGGCAGAAAUUGAGAUUUCAUCCGCAUUUCCCCUGCGGUCUUACUUCAAAGAAUUCCUCUCUCACCUGUAUUUAUUCUUUAAUGAUGAGUGUGAAAUGUUCUCAUGAACGUGACCAGUGAUGAUGAUGAUGAUGUCGUAAAGGAACAUGUGAUUUGUGCAUCUAAGGGAACAGUUUGGCUGUCAUGAUGCUUGUGACUGAGGGUUGCACUUGUUGACCCAGACUGAACAGCCCCACUUCAGAUCACUCUGAAUAAGAUGUUUUCACUUUUUUUUUUAAAAAACAAAACAAAAAAAACAUUACUUUAAAUUAUUAUUUUUGAGGGAACUGUUAAUUCUACUUGUGCUUAUGAUUCUUUGAUAAAUGUGUUUGCUUUUGUUUCCUUUGUGUGAAAUCAUAGCUAUGUGAUUUUUGGUAUAAAAGUGUGAUUUGUGCAUGAGUGUGAGACAAUCGAAUGGCAGUUUUGGUUUUUGUUUUGGUUUUUUUAUUUAAAUUUUAUCAAAGGCAUUAGGAAGCAGCCAGGGAGCAGCAUCUUGUGGAUCACACUGGUUAAACAUGUCAACCUGGAGUCCGUUUGCUUUUUCCCGGCUACAUACAUAAAAGUCAGGUGUAAAACCUCAAGCAGCUGAAGGCCUGCAGGGAGUGACAUGUCUAUGGGACAGGGUGUGUUGAGGUUUUGAGACACCUAUUUGGCCACAGGGGGGCAGUGUGUCCUCACAAAGACACGCAAACACAAGUUGCUAUGCCAUCAUUGUAUUUUACCAUCUUUGGAUGACUAAUGAAAGGAUCUAAUAACUAGAUUUGGUUUAGAUAGAAAUUUAUUGGUGAAAAUGAAACAUCACAUGACAUUUGUGUGUCAGAAUGUUUUUCUUCAUUUGCAAACCAAAUUUGGCACUGAUUUGUAUGUUUAAAUUGUCCUGUGGAUAUUACAAAUUACCAUUCUACAGGUCCACAGCAUAUUUUCACGUUAUUAUUUGACUGAUGAAACUGAUUUAAUGCCAACUCUUAAUACAACUGUGACUGGCUACCAGCUUAUAUUGAGAUCAGUCACAAUAAUCAAUCCCUGCAAAAAAACAAAACAAAAGGCAAGUCACCUCUGUGGUCACAGAUCAGUCUGCAGUUUUGUGGAAAUCAUAACACACCAGGAAGACCACAACCCUCGCUGAUCAGGAGUGUUUUAUCACUGUCCCUCAUGGCUCCGAUCAACUUUUGCACUUUUUAUGUUAUUGAGUUUUUCCCCUGUCGCGGUCCUCAGGAAUGUGGAGCAGUGCUACAGAAGGAAACCAGUUUUCACGACUGCGUGUGUGCGUGUGACCUUUUUUUUUCGUUUUGUUUGUUUGUUUUUUUUAAAUUUCAGUUAUUUUAAUUUCUUGUCUCGUUGCACAGGUGGCAGCUCUCAUUUUGUGCAGUGUGUAGGGGAGGUCUGUGAGGUGUGUUGCGUGUGUGAGACAGACACACUGAUGUCCUCUUGUCCACUGAAGCCUAGCUGUAUACAUCAUGCAUUUCAAGAAAAUGAGACAAAAAAAAUAGUGCUGCAAAUGGAAAAUCAUUAUUAAUAAAAACUAUUUAAAUUGUUCA
This is a messenger RNA of Scatophagus argus, 6800 nucleotides long. RefSeq names its product solute carrier family 27 member 4 (gene slc27a4). NCBI's taxonomy places the organism in Eukaryota, Metazoa, Chordata, Actinopteri, Scatophagidae. The coding region runs from base 463 to 2394 and encodes 643 amino acids. The transcript has 14 exons. Gene Ontology annotation, molecular function: long-chain fatty acid-CoA ligase activity; long-chain fatty acid transmembrane transporter activity. Gene Ontology annotation, cellular component: plasma membrane; endoplasmic reticulum membrane; microvillus. Gene Ontology annotation, biological process: medium-chain fatty acid transport; response to nutrient; very long-chain fatty acid catabolic process. The record is from RefSeq and is a predicted model, not a curated record.